ACUCAGGUCCCAAGCAUGGCGAUGUUGUUCGACGAGAUCAGCCAGCAGCUGGAUUUCUGUCGCUGCGAUGAGGAGGGGAGCAGCAGCGACAACAACUCAGACUACUGCACCUCCAGGAUCCCCAGUCCCAGGAUCCACAGUCCCAGGACCCGCAGUCCCAGGACCCGCAGUCCCAGUUCUGCUUGCAGGACGCCCAGAGUGCAGCGCCACCGCAGCAGAAGCAGCACCUUCUCUUCUCCUUUGCAGCGCACCAGCCCCAUACCUUACGCAGCCUGGAGAGGCCUGAGGCUCUGUGACUCUCCCAACACUCCCAAGAGUUUGCUGUCCAAGUCGUCCCUGCCUUCCUCCAGCAUUAAGAUCAGUCGCCAUCAGAGGUCUCUUCGUUUUGCCUCAGCUGUCAACGUGAAUCCUUUCACCCCGGACACAGUGCGCAGGAACAGCAAGCAGCAGGGCAACAACAGGAGUGACGAUGACGACGAGUAUGGACGCAGGUUGAAACACAGCCUAACGUCAUCUGAAGAGGAUGAUGAAGCCUUUCUCCCACCAAAGAGACGAGCCGUCCAACCCUUAAUGCUGUCACGCUAUGAGAGCGAGUUCCUGGAGCUCGGCUGCAUCGGUGUGGGCGAGUACGGGGCAGUUUACAAGUGUGUGAAGAGACUGGAUGGCUGCUUGUACGCCAUUAAAUGCUCUCGGCGACCCCUGGCAGGCUCUGCCAACGAGCAGCUGGCCCUAAAGGAAGUUUAUGCACACGCUGUUCUUGGACACCACCCACAUGUUGUUCGCUAUUAUUCAGCAUGGGCAGAGGAUGAUCACAUGAUUAUUCAGAAUGAAUACUGUGACGGUGGAAGUCUGAAUGAUGCCAUUGUGAAGAAGGAGGUGCAGGGUGAGCUUUUCACGGAGGCUGAGUUGAAAGAUCUGCUGCUACAGGUGUCUAUGGGUCUAAAAUACAUCCACAGCUCAGGCCUUGUACACCUGGAUAUCAAACCAAGUAAUAUAUUCAUUUGUGAGCAUCCAAGCACAAGUGCACCGGGUGAGGGGGAGAGUGAGGAGGAAGAUGAUGGAAGCACCUCAGCUGGAGUCAUUUACAAAAUUGGCGAUCUGGGUCAUGUGACAUCAAGCAACAGUCCGCAAGUUGAGGAGGGGGACAGCCGCUUUCUGGCCAGUGAGGUCCUGCAGGAGGAUUACAGCCACCUCCCCAAGGCGGACAUAUUUGCUCUGGGCCUCACACUGCUGCUGGCAGCAGGGGCUCCUCCUAUGCCACAAAAUGGAGAUCAGUGGCACAAUCUGAGACAGGGGCGACUCCCCAAACUGCCACAGGAGCUCUCACCUUCCUUCAGAGGUUUGCUUCAGCUAUUGCUGGAUCCAGACCCGACAAAGCGUCCAUCUGCCAGGGAGCUUUGCAAGCACACAGUCCUGAGGGGAAAGGGAACCGAGAGGCUGGCGGCUGAGCUACGUAGAGAGCUCAAUGUGGAGAAGUUCAGGACAGCCAUGCUUGAGAAAGAGCUCCAGGAGGCUCGUCAGGCAGCUUUGUCCCCGAAGCAGAAUCUCUUUCCGGGGCUGAAACCUGCAGCUAAGAUGGGGUCUCUACCGGGAACAGGGAGGAGGCUUGUUGGCAGGAACACGGGACGAUCCGUGAGCUUCGGUUGCUCAGGAUACGGAGACUGAUGGGACGAUGUGAAGCUGGUCCGUUUUGCUGUAAUGUGGCUGUUUCUGCAACAACAUUGUGGUUUAAAUGCAGAAUGAGGCAGAAAAAUAUGAUUCCCUCAGCAGGAUUAAUACCAGAAAUCACUACAUGGAAUGUGUGUGUACUGAUGUAACCAAAACCACUGAUCUUGGGAGGAAAAAUCUGACUCAAGCGUUGCUAGACGUGAUUUCAACAUCAUUUAACUGCUGUGGAGCGACGUGCUUGAUUGGUCAAAGACUUCUUUUAUUUUCUUUUAAGCUGUAAAUAAACAUUUUAAACGUUUUA
Messenger RNA from Stegastes partitus (bicolor damselfish), 1969 nucleotides. It is a transcript of the gene wee2, whose product is annotated as WEE2 oocyte meiosis inhibiting kinase. NCBI's taxonomy places the organism in Eukaryota, Metazoa, Chordata, Actinopteri, Pomacentridae. The transcript is spliced from 11 exons. Bases 16 to 1665 code for a protein of 549 amino acids. Gene Ontology annotation, biological process: mitotic cell cycle; protein phosphorylation; regulation of meiosis I. Gene Ontology annotation, cellular component: cytoplasm; nucleus. The record is from RefSeq and is a predicted model, not a curated record. Gene Ontology annotation, molecular function: ATP binding; non-membrane spanning protein tyrosine kinase activity; magnesium ion binding.